This is a messenger RNA of Pipistrellus nathusii (Nathusius's pipistrelle), 279 nucleotides long. The record is from the annotation of a GenBank genome assembly. NCBI's taxonomy places the organism in Eukaryota, Metazoa, Chordata, Mammalia, Chiroptera, Vespertilionidae.
AUGCACAAAAAUCAAAUCAGAAUGGAAAAGACUCAAAACCAUCAUCACCAAGCUCAAAAGGUCAAGAAUCCUUCAAAAACGGGGGCGGGGGGAACUCCUAAAACACCGAAAGGACCUGGUUCUGUAGAAGACAUUAAAGCAAAAAUGCAUGCACGCAUAGAAAAAGGUGUCUCUCUUCCCAAAGUGGAAGCCAAGUUCAUGAAUUAUGGGAAGAACUGUUUCCGGUUGACUGAUGUGGAGGUGAUUCAAGAUCCCUGGCAGUGGAGGAAGUCUCUUUAA